This is a messenger RNA of Prunus persica (peach), 1893 nucleotides long. RefSeq lists its product as uncharacterized. The transcript has 10 exons. Gene Ontology annotation, molecular function: protein binding. The coding region runs from base 273 to 1604 and encodes 443 amino acids. Lineage: Eukaryota; Viridiplantae; Streptophyta; Magnoliopsida; Rosales; Rosaceae. The record is from RefSeq and is a predicted model, not a curated record.
GAGAAAAUAUCAAAUUAUUAUUAAUUUCAUUUAUUAUUCAUUGUUAUCUCUCUCUCUCUCUCUCCCAAUUGACACAAUUGACACCCGCACGCAGAUAGAGGGAGAGAAAAGAGAAACAAGGGCAGAGGGAGGAGCGUCUUCAUUUUCCUCCUUUAUUUUCUUUCCACACUCCGCAAAUCAUAACCACAACUUGGUUGCUGCCUGAUUGAUUGGUUGUUUGCACAAUUCAUUCUUUUCAUUUGCACAACAAACCUUCUGUUUUCAGAUAGACCAUGUCUUACCAGCAGGCCUAUCAAUUCGAUUAUAUGGGGGAUGAGGGAGAUAUGUCUGAUUUUGUCGAGGAUGUGGAGGAAGAAAAUCAGGGUGGAGAUGCGGGUCUUGAUGAAUAUGACAUGUUCGAGCAGCUUACCAAGAUGUCUGAUACGUCAUCUGCACAAGCAAGAAAGGGAAAGGACAUUCAAGGUAUUCCAUGGGACAGGUUAAACAUAACGAGGGAAAAGUACAGAUUGACAAGGCUAGAACAGUACAGGAAUUAUGAGAACAUCCCUGCAUCUGGGGAAGCUGUGGACAAGGAGUGCAAACAAAUGCAGAAGGGUGGCAACUUUUAUGAAUUCUUCCAUAAUACAAGACUGGUUAAACCUACAAUUCUUCAUUUCCAGCUCAGAAAUCUGGUUUGGGCUACUUCGAAACAUGAUGUCUAUCUCAUGUCCAGUUAUUCAGUCAUGCAUUGGUCUUCUCUAUCUGGCAGUUUGUCUGAGGUUCUCAACUUUGCAGGGCAUGUAGCACCAACAGAGAAACAUGCAGGUAGUUUAUUGGAGGGUUUUAUGCAGACUCAGAUAAGCACACUGGCGGUCAAGGACAAUUUUCUUGUUGCUGGUGGCUUCCAAGGAGAGCUUACUUGUAAGAGUCUUGAUAAGCAAGGAGUAAGUUUCUGUACCCGGACCACAUACGAUGACAAUGCCAUCACAAAUGCUGUUGAAAUAUAUGAUAGGCUGGGGGGUGGAAUGCAUUUCAUGGCAUCCAAUAAUGACUGUGGCAUAAGAGAAUAUGACAUGGAGAAAUUUCAGCUUUUGAAUCACUUUCGAUUCCCUUGGCCAGUGAAUCAUACAUCAAUAAGCCCAGAUCGUAGGGUUGUUGCCGUUGUUGGUGAUCACGUAGAUGCAUUGCUAAUGGAUUCACAGAAUGGGAAGACUAUUGCCAAGGUUGUUGGUCAUCUUGAUUACUCUUUUGCUUCUGCAUGGCAUCCUGAUGGUCGCAUAUUUGCCACUGGAAAUCAGGACAAGACUUCUCGAGUUUGGGAUAUAAGAAAUCUGUCCUCACCUAUCGCAGUUCUGAAGAAUAACUUGGGUGCUGCUCGAUCAAUUCGCUUUUCAUCAGAUGGCCAGUUCAUGGUCGUUGCAGAACCUGCAGAUUUUGUGCAUAUUUAUAGUACAAAGGCAGAUUACAAAGUGCGGCAGGAGAUUGAUUUCUUUGGGGAAAUCUCGGGGGUAUCAGUGAGUCCAGACGAUGAGUCUCUGUAUAUAGGAAUCUGGGAUCGAACAUAUGCAAGCUUGCUACAGUAUAACAGAAGGCAUACAUAUGGAUAUCUUGAUUCCUAUUUUUAAUUGAUUUGGCAAAAGGGCUGUCUAUCAGUGUUGGCACUUGGCAAUGUUAUUUGUUAAAAAGCUCAAAAAGAGAAAAGGGUACUCUGAACUUUCAGCCUACCUUUUCUUGAGUUGUCUCUGUUCUGUUUCAUUUUUUCGGUUGUAGGUUAGUUUGAUAAACCAAGUUUACAGUAGAAUAAGCCAAUGAUUGAUUAGAACAACUUAGAAUGUGUACAGUGAUGUGAAAGCUUUGUUUGUAAACCAAAAUCUUGAUAAAUCUAUUUUCAAUUCCCUUCCUUUUCAACCUCAA